Molecule: messenger RNA, 857 nt
Organism: Suillus clintonianus
Lineage: Eukaryota; Fungi; Basidiomycota; Agaricomycetes; Boletales; Suillaceae
Exons: 3
Coding region: 249-728 (159 amino acids)
Source: RefSeq, a predicted model, not a curated record
GCCUUCCUUUGUCCUACCAGUGUUAAUUCUCAGCAUGUGCCGCAGGGACUAUGCUUGUUCUCGAUUUUUUUUUGUCACGGUGUCCCAGGGCAUCCAGUGCACUGUUGUUGUAGCUCCAGAAUUUUCCAAUACCCGUUACUGACGUUGACUUGCUGAGGAAAUCAUCCAUCGCCGCAACGCGUCUGGGGAAAUGGUUUUUCGUUCAACCACAACCUGUAUGUGAGACGGCCUGCGUUGCACAUACUAGCAUGUACCUUGGGACGCUCGCUACGAACGUGAGUCCUGGUGCCAAGGCUUGGCAGUUUGAUAUACCCAGGAGCCUUGUGCAUGAUACCUCGAAUUUCACUCUGCGAUACAUCACGAAUACUCCAUACGACAUGAUCAUCUACAGCGCCGACUUUACGAUCGUGGUCAAAGGCGGUUCGUUCCCGACAUCUGCGAGUUCUUUAGCUGUGACGAGCUCUAGCACUAGCGAGAAUCUGUUCUUUCAGGCGACCUCUGCAGCAUCGCCGUCUGCGCCUUCGUCUUCCGAGUCUGGGUCUGAAACUCCAAUGCCAUCAGCAAGAAACAUCGUGAUGCCUCCCCUCCGUCCAGGCGACGUCAGCAACGUCAAUCAACCCUCUGGCAAUAGCAGGAACAGCGGAGGCCGCAUCGAUAUUGAGAAACUCAAGUUCCGCGUGGUGUUUAUUCUGUGGCCGGCAUUGUUGGGCGUUACGAUGGCUCUUUGAGAUUUUUUUUUGUUGAUGUGUUUUUUUUGUGUUUGCCUUUUUACCUUUUCUACCUUUCUGUGAUUAUUUCGAUUUUGUGUUUUCAUGUAAUGGAUUCAAAGUUCAGAAUUGGAUAGAAUUUUGGGAUGC